Molecule: messenger RNA, 9760 nt
Organism: Nannospalax galili (Upper Galilee mountains blind mole rat)
Lineage: Eukaryota; Metazoa; Chordata; Mammalia; Rodentia; Spalacidae
Gene: Igip
Product: IgA inducing protein
Exons: 1
Coding region: 9432-9593 (53 amino acids)
Source: RefSeq, a predicted model, not a curated record
GCAGGGGUUAAAAUUUGACUUAAAAUGGAAAGUAUAUUAACUUUUUUAGGCCUUUACAUCUAGAGAUAGAUAACUAUUCCAGUUUGAUUUUUUUUUUUUCAGGUAAUGGAGAAAGCUGCUAAUUUUAACCCCUGCUGAAAGAAGACAGAUAAUUUCAUUUGGAAGCAAAUACUUAUUGCCUUGAGAAACAGCACUGUAAUAGUCUAUGAUAAUUAGUUAUAGAAUAACCUUUAUCCCUUUCAAACUAUGCAAAUUAUUAAAUAAGUGUAAAUUAGUCAAUUAAAGAUAGUUGAUUAUAUUGCAAUCAGAUGGCAUUCACAAACUUAACUGGAACGUAUACAAAUAAAAUGAGUUUAAGAGGAUUUUUUUUUAAUACUGACGUAAAAAUAUAAUUUAGCUACCUGUUCUAAAAGUGGUGAAUAAUAAUUGUAUAAUAGGCCUGGGAAGACUGCCUCCUUUUUUGAAGAGAGAGAUUAAAGAUUUUUAUAAUUGUUUUUCAUCAAAUUUUAAUAUUUUUGUCAACUUUUUAGGUAUUUAAUUUGUAAAACAGUUUGCUUUGUACUGGCAUACAGAUAAUAGGGUAUUGAUCUUAACCUUUUGAAGCCAAGUGAUCAAGAACAUUUGUAAUAAAAGUCAAUGGAUCGAUAUCAGUUGUACUCACUGUUUUCAUUUCUUGUUCUUAUCAAUGUAGGAAUGGUGUACUUUUUUUCUUCAGGAAAAUGGGGCUAAAUUUGGGUGGAAGGAAGGCGAAAAGAUAAAUUUGUUGAUAAGAAUCUGGGUGGUUAUUGCAGCCCAAGCACUUUAGAACAUCAUUAAGUGGGUUACGAUUUACUGUAUUUAAAAAGAUGUAGUGUCAGCUUUUUUCUUCUCAAUUAUUUUUGGUCACGUUAUCUCAUUUUGCUUCUGUGCUUUAAUAUCUUAUGUUUUGGCAAUAUUGAAACUUUCAAACCAGUGUUUUUCUUUCAUGACUUUUUGGGUUAAUCUGCUAGCCAUGGUGACCCUACAAGUGGGCAUGAUUUUAUUUUUAUCUUUUACUACAUGGCUUACCUUCUCAUAUACAAUAUUUCCACUAGUUUAUUUUUUCAUAUUAUACACAUGUAUUUAUUUCCAGAUGAUUCUAGAAUGGGGCUUUCUGAAAUUGUUCUGGUAGCUUUCAUAGCACCACAAUUUUUUUUGACAUGAACAUAUUUUUAAGAUUUCCCUAUAAAAACUGAGAUAGAAAAAAAAAUUUUUUUUAAUUUCCCCCUUUUCAGAGUCUCAUGGCUAUCAAAAUGAGAUUAUUUUGUUUACUGCUUGAAAGAAUGCUAAGACAAGAGCAUCUUUAGCAUCUUGGAUUUGAGCAGUUGGUGAUAACUCUGAGUAUAACAUUUAUAGUUGUUAUCCCUAAAUUUGAAUAUCAGUAAUUUUAGAGCCACAUGUACAUACAUACCUAUUUCUUCAUGAGAAUGCAUGCUUAAGCAAAUUUUCGAGUUAUGCAAACUUGUCUUAAAUUUUACCAGUUUUUAAAUCAUACAUUAUAAUGUUUCUGUUUUCUCCAUUAACCAGAUUUAGGCCAUUUAUAGUGAAGUACACUAUAAAACUAAAGUGAUCACUACUAUUAAAAUUACUAUUUUCACCCAACAGCAUUAAUUAUCAUAGUCUUUACAGUUUGCAAUGUAUUUUUAAGAGAAGCCAAUUUUAGUAUUUAUGAAGCUAUUUGAUCCUCAAACCACACCUAAGUUUAAGGCCUAGGCCAUUUGACCAGCUCUUUUUGAACAGAAAUUUCAUUAUUAUGGACUAAGUAAAGAUAAUCUAAAAUAGCAGUAGCAUAGUCAAAUUAGCAUUAGUAAAAUUUCAAGAUGCAAGAACAAACCAGUUGAAAUACAGGAACUAUGAUUGGUUCUAAGCCAACAGUUCUCCAUCUUCCAUCUACCAAAUUGACUACCAAAUGUUGAUAUUAAAUGAUCUAGGCAGUUUAUGUCUUCAGAAAAGUUGAAUAUGGAAAAAAGUUACUUGUAAGAAUUUCAUAGUUACUCAUCCAUUUUUGCCUCCAUGUUAUGUUUGCUAUUUCCUGUCUUCCAUUUUAUUUGUUAUUUCCCUUCUUCCCUCCCUCCUGUUGUCUCUUGAUUUUUGUGGAAAAUUGUUUUAUUGGUAGGUAGAAACAUGGUGGUGACCUGUGUAAAAUAGUUGCUUUUUAUGUACCAGAUAUCUUACUGUUCUUGGAAUCAUAGGUUUUUGGGUUACAAUGAAUACAUAUUUUUAUUAUUAAUUUUCAUAUCAAUUAAAUUUUGUAACAUUUCUUGAUAAAAAUUUAAGCUGAUAAGUUUAAUUUUCCUGAUUUAGGAUCCACUUUAAUAAUUCAGAAGGCCUAUAAGUUUAAAGACCAUGUUCUUGUAUUUUGGAAUUGUGAAAACAAAAUAUUCUUUCAGGUAUAUGUUUUGGUCUAAGAUGUAUUAAUGCAGAAAGCUUCUGGGAGGAUUUAAGAUGUUCUUGUUAAAGGAUAGGUGACACCUACUCACCUUGACUAGCUCAGACAAUGCCAAAGACAAGGUGAAAUGACAGCACUCAUUGAAGUUGAGUCAAACUCCCAUGUUGCUGGAUUUGAUUGACAUUUUCCCCACACAGUUAGUUGGUACUCUUUACUGACCUCCUUACCUUGUGUAUCUGACAUAUUGGCUUUCCUAUUCCCCUUUUCUUUUGUUUCUCCUUUUCUUUAUUGUUUACAUAGGCCUGCUGGUGGCAUUCAAUUCAGAUAGAAGUUAAGAAAUUUCUGCCUCUUUCCUUAGAACAUAGCUAACUGAAGAUCCAGAAAGAUUUCUGUAUUUUGAGGUAAUUUGGCAAGUUUUUUUUUUUUUUCUGUUUUCCCUGUAGUCUUAAAUUGGCAAUUCGAAGAGCAUCUUAAAUGAACGUUAGGAAAUUUGUGAAAUGAUGAGUGUAAAAAGUAUGUGUUUAAGUUACUGGGAACUGUGACUGACUGGUUUGGAAAUUUAAGAGCAGGAAGGAGAAAGCUGUUUGUGAAUGGGGUGUGAGAGGUACAUGGGAGGGUGGUUGGAAGUAAAGUGGGAGGAAUUUUUAUUGGCAGUAGGAAAAAGUACUAAGAUGAAGUCUGAAUGAGAGUUGUUUCCUAAGAACAAUGAGGUUGAUCUUCAUUGAGGAAGUUUCAAUGCGUCCCUCUUUGGCUAAGAGAAAACUGUUGGUCUACAGCUACUUACAAUGAUGCUUUAUACAAAUCUGUUUUUAUGUGUACAGUGGUUUGAAGAUUUUGAUAGGAUGUUCACUUUGGGGGACAAAUUUAAGUAGCACAAUUGUGGAAUGGUAGCUUUUCUGGUCAAGGCAAAAUUAUGUUAGGGACUUACUUUUUCAGAAAAAAAGAUAACUGCUCAAGCUUUUUCAAUUACCAUUUUUAAACUAUCAAUGACAUUUGUCAUUACAGACUCUUUUCUUGGGUUCUUGUCCAAAUGUAGUCUGUGUUUGCUUUUCAAAAUGAUUCUUGCAGUCCACAAAGAUUCAUACCCAAAGAUCCUUCCUUUACAGAAACUUUACCCUUUGGUCCACAUAAACAUUUUAGAAGACAAUAAACGAGGUAAAAAUCACUGAAUUCCUAUUUAAGUAUUGUUUUUAUUUCUUCUUUUAUUUGUAAUCCUAGCAGCCAUCUAAUAUUGUAGCCCUUAAGAGGCCCUCAGUAAUACAUUCCUGAAAUUAAACAACAUUAUCCCCUAAACUUAUAUUUCUGUUUAUUGUCCCACUUUCUUUAAAAUUGUAGAAUUUCCUAAAGUUAGUGUAGGCAGAUGUCAAUUAUAUAAUUUAAUAUCUUCCAGGCCUCUUAUGUUCUUUGUAAAGUAAGCUCACAGUGUUAUCUGUUCCUAUAAUCCUAGAAGUGUUUUAAAUUAUUUAAGAUAAAUAAUACUUGUUUUUAAAGUUACAUAAUUCAAAUAUAUUAGUUCUGCUAGUAAAUUUACUAUGGAUUUAGUCCCAGUAAUUUUGACAAAUUACCUUCAAAUUUCAUUUUAAUCAGAUAUCUGUAAAUCAGUGAUAAAAAUUUGUUUUCAGUAGCCAGAAGGACGUUCUGGUUCUGUACUUGGAAGGUAGUCUUUCUUUUUUCAAAUGUUAAAUUCAUUAACAAAUAAUAGGUUUAUUUUUACAUAUCUUAUUUUGCAGAGUUGGCACUUGGUAUAAUUUCCACAUUUUAUUGUGUCAGAUUUUUAAAUUAUAAUAUAGUUACAUACUAUAGUUUAAGUUUGUACAGAACCUUCUUAAAUAGCCCCUCCCAUAGGAAUUGUGUUUUUUUUUUUAAAAAAAAAGUGAAGAACCAGUGAUUUAAAUGACUGUGAGACAAGUCUGAAAGGCUUCCUUGAAUCUAGGCAGUGAAGAUAAAUUAUAGCCCAUUUCUAUGCUGCAUACAGUUGUUAAAGUUCAAUAUCAAUAUAUAAAAGUGCAAAAGUAGAAAAGAUUAUGUAAAGUGGCCUAUAAUAUUUCUAGUUUUCAGUAUUGCACUACUUAUCUUUGCACUUGAUUCUUUGAAAAUUAAGACUAGUCACUUUCACUUUUGUUUCUAGUCUUUUCUAAUUUCUUGUAGAAUUGUUUUCAAGAUCCCACCCAAAGCAAAACUCAUAUGCAAUUAAAUAUGCUUUAUAAGGCCAAGAAAAUAUUUGUUAGUGUUAGCUAUGUAAUAGUAACAUUUGUUUUGAUAAAAUUUUUAAUAUGGACCUUUAUUUACCAGUAAAAUUCUUUAUAAAUAUAAACUUUAUUAAUACCGUCUAAAUAAAGUAAAAGCUUAGGAUAGAAAAUAUAUCUAUGUAUAUGAAAUGAUGUCUUUAAAAUCCAACUUCCAGCCUAAUGUGGUCUGGUUUUGGACCGUUGGUAUGUUUUCACGUUGAGUCUUACUGGGUCCAUGCUUAAAGAGUGGGAAGUAAAGUGAGUGGCAGGUAGCAGUUCCCUCUUUCAUGUAGCUUUCCAUAAUUUUCAUAUAGUUUCUUCAUGGUCUGUGUGACAUUGCUGGUAUUAAAGUAAUUAUAUAAAAUGACUAUUCCUUUUUGGAAUUCAAGAUUGACUCACUUUUUGAGGGAGGGGGACAGCAAGGAUUAAUAGACUUUAUUUUAACCAGAGGUAGUCUUAUAACUUCCUUGAUGUGAUCUAUAGAAAGAACAAAGUAUACCCUAUGAACAUAUUUUUUCUCUUAAUGAGAUUGUGCAAUGCAGUAUUCAGUUUUGCAAAGAAAAAAAUCAAGUUUUUUUUUUCCAAUAGAACAGAGAUGUAUUUUUGGCUAAAAUUGUUUUACAAGUUGCUUAAUGAUUUCAUUUUAUAUUUCUUUCCCCAUAGCUUUUUACACACCUCAUGCUUAAAACCAACAAGUAAGAGGCCUCUUUUCAGAUGUUUAUUUUUGAAAUGUCUUGAGUGUGUUUCUGGAUGGGGGUGUUAAUUCUUGACAUGCUCCUCUCAGCAUGCUUUGCUAGUCAUCGUGGAUCUUAUGUUUGCAAAUUCUGUUAAAAAUUCAGUGAUGUAUUUGAAAUGAGAAUGUCUUUUACAACAUGCUGUGUUUGUGGCUAGAUUCUGUUGAGCCUGUAGCUUUAUUUUUAAUUUAAGUAGAAACUUAACUUCCAUUGUCCAGAUUUUAGGUUUAUCUAGUGGAAUUGUGCCAGGUAGUUGUCUAAAUAUGGACCAAUUUUGGAAAUGUAAGUUACUGAGUAUGGAUUUGACUCUAGAUAAUCCUGUACUCAAAACCACAAAUGAAAGGCUCACAUCAUUAGAGUUACCUACAUUUUAUGUUGUCAGAUCUUUAAAUGUGGAUGAUGUUCAACAUUCUAUGAAUUUCCUUAGGAAAAGAGAAAAAUUCAGUCUCUAUACUGUUUCUUGGAGGCUAAAUUUACCACAUAUGAAGUGAGAAAACUGUAGCAAGUAGCUUUAUUUUUUUAGUGAUGUUUAACCAGCUUACUUAAUUCCUUUUCCUGAUUUGAAGCACUUAUUUCCCAAAUAUGAAUAAAGGGAAAGAUCAGCCCUUCUCCCCUCCCCCUCCCCUCGACACUUUGAGGUCAUUUUUGUUAUCUGCCUCCAUUUCCCAAUCCUGGUAUAAAAUGAAUUACGGGUAUCCCUCUUAAAUCCCUGUAACCCUUUUUGGAGAGUCUAGAAACCUUUGAUAAUCAAAGUGAUGAACCCUCUUCCCAGAAAAACAAAUGCACAUAUACAGAUAAUUUUACAUACAACCUCAGGGUCAUCACUCAUCUUUGAAACCCAAGUUAGGAGUUUUUGCCCUAAGUAAACUGUAGAGAACAUUGUAAUGCAAAUAAUCGAUAAAAUUAGGAGCUAUUGGCUUGAACCAUUUCAGAUUGGAAUUAAUAUCAAAUGGUGGCCCCUACUAGGAAAAUGUGACAUUGCAACUAGCUUUGUUAGACAUUAUAACAUCCAGUAGAAAGAAAAAAGAAGUAAAGUUUUGAGAGCUAUUUACAAGGAGUCAGGUCAUCUCCAGAUAUGGGAGCCAUUCCUGGUUCAAGGUAGGGAGGGGUCAAGGUGCCUGACAGCUUUAGCAGGGUAGAGUUUGAUAAACCACAAUGCUCAGGAUGCCAAGGGGUUAGCCAUUAUCUUAACCCCGUCCUUACCAAAAGAUUUUAGUUUUGUCUAUUGGGAAACAAAAUGUCACUAGGGAAAAAAGUUGCCUUACAACUUUGCUGGAACACAUCAGUUUGGUGAUGUAUGGGACACUAGUAUUAUUUUUGAGAAGGUGCAUAAAACCAAAGUAAAUUAAUUAUUCUCUAUGUAGAACAUUAUUUACUAGUAACAUUUGUUUGGGUAUAUUAGCUUUGACAAUUUUUACCAGUAAAUACCGAUUUUAUUUAAAACUGGGAGUCCAGUUUAUAUAUAGGAUACUUGAUAUAUCCGUCUUUUCCCCAUGUAAAGAAUAGUUUAAAGAUUUAUGCAUACUUUUUACUUUCCUCUCUUGAUACCAUGGGUUGGGGGUGGAGGGUAGGGUUCUUUGACUCAACAACUGACAAAUGUCUUCAAAUUUAAAAAUCAAGAAGCAGCACUUUAAGUCUAACUCUACACCAUUUUAAUGCAUGUAUUAGUUUAAUAAUGAUUUUUGGUGCAUGCCUUUGGGCUUACUCAAAAGUGUACAAUAGAAAAGUAUAUUUCCUUUCUUAGAAAGGAGAUGUUUUUCUACUUUGCAACAUGUGAUUACAAAAAUCUUCCUCUGUGGGAAGAUUAUCCAUAUAUUGAACUACUGAAAAGUAUAUAUUUUUAGAUAUACAGAAGGAAUCUACAUGGAGCAGCAUUCAGACCUAUAUAGAAGUCAUAGCAUUCUGUAUAGGACCAAAAAGGAAGUAACAUUAAACACUUAAACAGACUUUGUUGGGUAGAAAUACCUUUAGAUCUUACAUUGACUUCCAAAAAGAAAAUGCCACAAAAGUUUGUUGAAACUUUUGUUUGAAUUUUCUCUGUCAGUGUAUUUAGCCCAAAUGCAAUAGCAUUGGGUUAGCACAUAUGUAAGAAUCAGAAACAAAACUAAAUAGAUCAGUCUGAUUUGCCAAUCCAGCUUGACUGAAAUAAGUAUACUAAUCACUUGCAACGUGAAAAACUGUCCAACUCCUCUAAGGUUUUGACAAAAUAACCUUGGCUGAUGUGGGGACACUCCCACUUUGAUUUCUGACCUGACAGUGAAGAUUCAUGCUUGACAUGAUUUUAAACCUGACAGUGUCUGUUUAAGGAGCCAUGGUACAGUUUGCUAAUUCAAUCCCAGAUACCUGUUGAUUACCUGUAAGAUCUAGAGUCCAAAGUAGCCAGCAGCCGUAUCCCUGAGAGCUCUGUGCCCAUCAGAUAUCAUAAAGUAAGCAGAGUUGGGACAGGUCACAGCUCUGAUGAUUGACCUCAGUGGACAGCCCCAGAUUCAAGAAUUGUAUCUGCUUUCUUGGGAAUCAUCACUGAAUGAAUGUCCCAUACUGUGUUACUUACUGUAGAUGCUCUCUAGGAGGAGGCCCAGAGCACACAUCCUAAUUGCUUGUGGUACUCAGAGAGGGGGUGCUAACUCUGAUGCCCUGGUCAAAUUCCAGUUUAGGGAUGUGGGUCUUCUUAUCAAAUUGGAAAUGUGCAUUACUUCCCAUUUUUCCUGUUGCUGUCAGUGCAAACUACACUAGUCUGUUCCUUUGCCCCAGUCCCAAGUCUCUUAAGAUACUGGUGUCAUAUGGGCCAAGUUCAUGCCUUAUCCUAAUACACAAGAGUCAAAGAAUGAGUGAGCUUGGUUAUCAGGAUGCCCUGUACUUGGAGGGUGGACUCUUGUGAUGCUUGGGGAUGAAAUCAGCCCUUGUUUAGCAUAAGUUGGGGAAUGUGCACUGGCUGGAAGCAUCCAGCCAUAAGAUGUGAGCUGAAACCUAUUUUCCCUCUUUUCUUAUAAAAUGAGAAAAUCCGUUGGGUUUUCAGCUGUCAGGGAAAGCCGGAGUUCUGCAGUUUUAAUCUGGGUAACUAAGCCUGGUUUAAGUAAGACUUUGGUAAAUUAACUGGGUUCUCAGAUGCCACAGACUCCGUGAGAAGUCACCAUUAUUUUCAAUGGUUGUGAUAGAAUUUCCCCCUAGUAGCCAUUAUUUUAAGGUUAUAUUACAGAGUUGCUUUAUUUUGAGCUUUUCAUGUAUACACAAUCCCAAACUGGAAGAAAUUUUAAAAAAGGAAUCCUGCUGUGAAAGGUAUAUAUUACUCUAGAUUUUUCUUACUGUAAAUAUUGUAAGAUUGUAAUACUGUCGAUAUUUUAUUAACCAACAAAUGUUAAUCUAUGUGAAUUCAGACUUAUUUUAAAUGUGCUUCUUAUUUACUGUGUAUGGUCCCUGUUGCUGACAGUAUUAAGUUAUAUUCUGAUGUAAGAUUAACUUUAUUAAAGAAUGUAAACAUUAAUGUUUCCUUAUGGGAAAACAAAUAAAGUAUAAAGAAGACAAUUCUUUUCAUUGAAAUAUACUGUGUAUUUACACUUGCUAGACCCAGCACCACUUACAAAUUUAGUACACUGUUCAGAAUUUUAGUUAACACAGCUGAUGUGGUUGUGCUCUCUGUGAAAGUCUAAGCAUAGGUAUUGUUGGAAUGUGAACAGUUUGUAUUUGUCUGCUGUGAAUCAUCUUGAAAUUUCUAAUCAAGUUUGUAAAAAUUUUUAUAGUAAAAAUUUUAAUGACAAUUAAAAAAAAUGAUCUUCUCUAAAGAAUGGUCAAAACAAUGUCCUUUCACAAAUAGAAUUGUUCUUUAAUAUCUUUCCAAAAUGACUUUGGUUAAAUGGACCAGGUGUAUAUUAGUUAAAAUUUAGGACUAAGUUGUUGUUAUUCUUUGAGUUUACAAGUUAAUCCUUAUUGGAGAUGUGCCAAUAUAAAGUGGAAUAUCAUUAAUUUGCACUGUUUGGGGACCCCAUUUAAGAAUGCUGAAUUUUGCCAACUAAAAAAUAAGCAAAUGCAAUUUUAAAAAAUAAAUUUGAACAUUCUGUAUUAAAUAUGUGCAGUUAUUAUCAUAUGAAGAAGCGCAGUGUGUUGGGCUGUAAUAUAACCAUAUUUGCUGUCAUGUUCUCCCAUCUCAGUGCUGGGAACUCACCACGUGGAAACCAAGCAAAAGUGUUGUGCAUCAGCCGGCUUGAGUUUGUUCAAUAUCAAAGCUGAAACUAGCGAGGUCUGCUGUACUGCUUAUUGAAGUAUUGUGAUUCUUUUAGGCAUUGAUUCUUAACAAAAUAUAUACUGUAACAGUAUACUUUGUACAGAUUUAAAUUUUAUUUGAAAAAUGAAAUAAAGUAGGCAAAAAAUAAAGAUGUUUAUUUUUCAUGUGACUA